Messenger RNA from Paramecium primaurelia, 728 nucleotides. Lineage: Eukaryota; Ciliophora; Oligohymenophorea; Peniculida; Parameciidae. The record is from the annotation of a GenBank genome assembly.
AUGAGAACAUGUGAAGAUCAUAAUGCUAUUGAUUGUCAUAACAAUGAAGGUUGUUAUUUAGAUUAAGAAAAUAAUUGUCAAGAAUUAUAAAGAUGUAGUUAAAUUAAUUAAGAUAUUUAUGGGGAUUAAGUAAUUAAUAUUUGUAAUAAAUCAUCUGUUGGAGGUUUUAAAUGUAAUUGGUAGAAAUAACAACUAACAGAUGAUACUGAAAGAUGUACUAAUAAAGUUUGCUAGUAUUUAUUUAUAUAUUUAUAAUUAGAAUUUAUGGUGCUUCUUAAACUAUUUGUUAAGGAAAUGAAAUUAAUGGAUAUUCUUGUGUAUAUUUUGAUGAUUUAGUUUGUAGAUAAUGUGAAUAAAUUACUGAAUAAUGUAUAUGCAAUUAAUAAAAAAAUGUUUGCAUUUAUAAUAAUGGAAAAUGUAAAUCUAUUUUAUGUUCUUCAUUUUUAACUAAAGAAAAUUGUAAUUAAGCUAUCGAUAGAUGUUAUUGGAGCAUUUAAAAAGAUGUAAAUAAUGUAUAAUAAGGUAUUUGUGUAAAAGAAUGUGGUAAAAUCUUAAAUGAAGAUGAUUGUAAUAGUAGAAUAAAUGAAUGUUAUUUUGAUAAUUAAAAUGGAUUAUGUAUAAAAGGAAAGAAAGAAAUUCCUGAUUUGAGUUCUGAAAUUUAUAUAGAGGAAUUCUAUUCAAUAAUACUUACAAUAUUCAUAUGUGUGAAUAUGAUUAUUUAUGUAUGA